Molecule: messenger RNA, 2685 nt
Organism: Kwoniella shivajii
Lineage: Eukaryota; Fungi; Basidiomycota; Tremellomycetes; Tremellales; Cryptococcaceae
Exons: 22
Coding region: 1-2685 (894 amino acids)
Cellular component (GO): cell septum; cell periphery
Molecular function (GO): chitin synthase activity
Source: RefSeq, a predicted model, not a curated record
AUGAGCCCGAUUGACCCAUUUGAAGACACGAAUCCAAGGACUCGCUUCGCAGCUUCACCUCAACCCUCCCCAUAUCCCCGUUCCCAUCAAUCUUAUCCACCAGUACCUUAUCAAGCGUUGAGUUACGAUGAUGCCGGUGAUAUGGGAUAUGGUGGGAGGACGGCUGGUGGAGUAGAGAUCAAUGGACAGCAUAUGCCCUGGGUCGCAGGUGAAGAUGAAGAUGAGCUAAAGCCUUUGACUUCCGACGCAAACGCAUCUACAGCGUUGUUUCAUCCACAUGAUGCUUACAAUCGACCGCCAUCAAGCAAUUCUGUCGGUGCCGAUUUUAUGAGACGUCAGACUUUACCUAGAAGAGGGAUUACCGUGAAGAAGAUAAGGUUGACCAAGGGUAAUUUCAUUGCAGACUAUGCAGUGCCAGGUCCAGUGUCAAGCUCAGUCGAGGAUAAAUGGCUUAUUGGAAACAAAUCAAACGAGUUCUCUCAUAUGCGAUACACGGCUGCUACUUGCGAUCCCGAUGACUUUACUCCUGAGAACGGUUGGAAACUCAAGACAGCUUCAUACAACAGGGAGACGGAACUGUUGAUCGCAAUCACGAGCUAUAACGAGGACAAGAUCCUCUACGCUCGAACGUUGCAUAAUGUGAUGAUAAAUAUCCGGGAUAUCUGCAACACCAAAGCAUCAAAAUUUUGGCGAAGAACAGCUGAAGAAGGUCGACCUGGAUGGCAGAGGAUUGUCGUCGCUCUUGUGGCGGAUGGUUUAGGACCUAUGGACAAGCAAGUGCUGGAUGUGCUUCAAACCAUCGGAGUCUUUCAGGAUGGUAUUCUUAAAAAAGAGGUGGAUGGAAAACCUACAGCGGCUCAUAUUUUCGAGUAUACCACUCAAUUGUCCAUUGACGCGACCCCUCAACUUGUCCAACCACAUCCUGGAGAUGCCAACAAUCUCGUACCUGUCCAGAUGAUAUUCGUAUUGAAAGCUGAAAAUUCGAAAAAGAUCAACUCCCAUCGAUGGUUGUUCAAUGCUCUAGGCAAACAACUCAAUCCAGAGAUCUGUGUCUUACUUGAUGCUGGUACUAAACCUGGACAUAAAGCGAUCUAUCAUUUGUGGGAGGCGUUCUACAAUAACCCAAACCUUGGAGGAGCAUGUGGAGAGAUACACGCAAUGAUCAAAGGCGGAAAGAAGCUGUUCAAUCCCCUUGUUGCCGCGCAGAACUUUGAGUACAAAAUGUCAAAUAUUCUAGACAAACCUCUCGAAAGCAGUUUUGGGUACGUGAGCGUGCUGCCCGGUGCAUUCUCCGCAUACAGAUUCCGAGCUAUCCAAGGCAGACCUCUAGAGCAGUACUUUCAUGGUGAUCAUACCAGGCAUCUACGGGAUGAAUAUUUUUACCAAAAACAUGUUCUUGGCAGAGGAUCGGUACGUAUCACCUUUGACCUUUGCCCGCUGACAUCAACUAGUAUCCUUUGUUUCGAGCUGGUCGCCAAAGCAAAAGAUAAAUGGGUAUUGCAAUAUGUAAAACCAAGUAAAGCGGAGACGGAUGUGCCUGAGCAAGCUGCUGAAUUAAUCAGUCAGAGAAGAAGGUGGUUGAACGGUUCUUUUGCUGCUUCAGUGUACAACUUCUUCAAUCUUAUAUUCUCUUGGUUUGCUCUCGCGAACUUGUGGCUUACCUUCUCAAUCAUCAUCAACCUUGUUCCCAGUGGAUCAAAGAUCAAUCUUUUCGUCACUGAGGAAGUUACAUAUUGGGUAAACCUCGUCCUCAUGUGGAUCUACAUGGCUUUCUUGAUGCUUCAGUUCGUUCUGGCCCUGGGCAAUCGGCCCAAGGGAGAAAAGGGGUUAUAUCUACUCACGCUAUGGGUCUUCGCUGUUCUUGCUGCGUAUCUUGUCGUUUGUUCGGUCAUCUUGUCCGUUGUCGCAUUUAAAGGCGCUCUGAGCGAUCCCGGUAACAUCGGUCAGAAGUUGGGCAACCUUUUCAACGCUACAAACGGUGUUCUGGUCGCCGCAGUGAUGUCAACAAUCGGUAUAUACCUCUUUGCUUCGUUCUUAUACCGAGACCCUUGGCACAUGUUCAGCUCCUUCCCGCAGUAUCUUCUCCUGGCCCCGUCAUUUACGAAUGUCCUCAAUGUUUACGCGUUCUGCAAUCUGCACGACGUCUCCUGGGGUACGAAAGGGUCUGACAAAGCAGAGGCUCUCCCUGCUGUAUCCUCAAGCAAAGAGAAAGGAGGCGCCAUCGUGGAAGAACCACAGAGAAAUCAGCAGGAAUUAGAUGAAUCGUUCAGAUCUGUCGUACAAAGAGCCGUUGCACCUUUCAAGAACGACGAAAAGGAAGAGAAACCUAGUAUGGAUGACGAGAACCGUACGUUCCGAACUCGUCUGGUUGGAUUUUGGCUCCUCUCCAAUGCAGCUUUAGCAAUUUCGAUCCAAACCUUGAACGGUCUCGAUACCACCAAACAAUUUGUCGAAAAGUGUUUACCAGCCGAUUUCGAUCCUUAUUCUGGUAACGUCACCGUGCCAAUUAACGGAACUUGUAUUGAAAGUGCUUUGAGAUUCAAUCAAGAUGAAUUGCAAGAUAAACAACAGUUCUACUUUCAAUACUUACUAUGGGCCACCUUUGGUCUCAGUAUGGUCAGGUUUCUCGGAUGCCUAUACUACUGGACCACUAGACAAUUGGGAAGAUGUUGCCGAAGGAAUUAG